Messenger RNA from Aureobasidium namibiae CBS 147.97, 756 nucleotides. RefSeq lists its product as uncharacterized. Lineage: Eukaryota; Fungi; Ascomycota; Dothideomycetes; Dothideales; Saccotheciaceae. The transcript has 2 exons. The record is from RefSeq and is a predicted model, not a curated record. Bases 1 to 756 code for a protein of 251 amino acids.
AUGGUUCCGCUGGUAAGACGACAUGCCUCGGUACGACACUCCAAGUCUGUACGAGAUCAACACAGAGAACGAAACCUAACCACCCAGGAUAACCACCCCUCAACCUCCAUGCCUGUAACCGAAGUCGCGACCAUUCCGCUCAGAGCCAAUGUUCUGGAGCGAGGAAGCCAAGCAGCUCGUAUCUGGCAGGGCAUGAUCACCACAAUCUCGCAACAAGAUGGCUGCCAGUAUAUUCAUGCCGGACUCGAACAUGAGAGCCCGGACACGGCGCAGUUGUUCAUAGGCUGGGAUACAAUCGAGUCUCACCAGAGGUUUCAAGAUCUUCCUCGCUAUCAGGAGAUGCUAAAGAGCCUGGAACCAAUUCUUGACGGAUCUCCACAGCUCGUCCACUUCGAGCUCAAAAGUCCCAGCAAUCUCACUGCAGCCGUGUCUGCUCCUGUUACCGAGAUCGCAACCGUGUUCCUCCUCGAAAAGACAGAAUCGUUUGGUGAGAAUCUGAGCUCGUUUGCAAAGAUUGUCGACGAACACGCAGAAGGGGCUUCUUCGGGCUGUGCUCAUUCCUGGAUUCUAGAGGACGUCCAGCACGAGAGCCUCGGUGCAGGUGUCAAAGGAAGAGCCUGCCUGCUAGCCAUCGGAUGGUCAUCGAUAUCCGCUCAUCUGGCCUUUAAAGAAACCUGUGCUUUCAGGAAGGGUGUCGAGCUCCUGAAAGACGCACGAGGCUCAGAGAUACACCACACGAUUUUCUCUCCAAUCUAG